AUGUCUUUCAAUCAGCAUUCACCUCUGUCCGAGUUACAUCCUUCAAGGUAUGACUGGAGCAUCCGAGUACGAGCGCAAUCAAUAUGGGAAAGCAGAAGCAAAGAAAAAAAUGAGUUUCGGGGCUUUAAUGUCAUCUUCAUUGAUGAUUCUAAUGUUAGGAUACAUGCCUUCAUUGCUUCAAACAUCUCCCACAACUAUAAGGACUCUCUUCAAGAAGGAGCUCUUUACAGAGUUUAUAAUUUCUCUGUCAAAAGAUACAAUGGAGAUGAAACUUACCGUGCAGUGCGGAAUUCAAAGCACAUUUAUUUCAACAAUGAUACAAAACUUAUUAAAGAUAAUGGAACUGGACUAAGAAUUCAUCCACAGAGUUUUGAUUUCUUUGCCUUGGAGGAUGUUCAAAAAAUGAAGAAGGAUAAUCGGUUCUUGAUAGAUGUUGUUGGAGUGAUUGAUGUGUUACCGAAGAAAUCACUUUAUCAAAAGGACAAUGCUGAGAAGUUUAAUGUGAAGUGUACUAUAACAGAUGGGAGGUAUGUCAAUACUUAUAUUUCCACACUGUUAAAUAGUAAGUAG
Messenger RNA from Daucus carota subsp. sativus, 570 nucleotides. RefSeq lists its product as uncharacterized. The record is from RefSeq and is a predicted model, not a curated record. The coding region runs from base 1 to 570 and encodes 189 amino acids. The transcript has 3 exons. NCBI's taxonomy places the organism in Eukaryota, Viridiplantae, Streptophyta, Magnoliopsida, Apiales, Apiaceae.